AUGACAAUACAUCAUCAUGGGUCUGCUGAACGAAAAUCGAUAGAUGAUUACUCGGAUAUUCCACGUGGCGAAGCCUGUAAGCAGCUUGUCGAGCAGCUGAAUCGCAAUUUGUACUCAUUGAAUGCCAAUAUGCAUACCACAUUUAAGCAGAUGGUUCAUGUAGAAACAAGAAUCGGCCACGAGAUCUCGCUCCUCUCUUCCUGCCUCCAGGAGAACAUGUCCAAGUGCACAAUGCCGUACGCGCCACACGAAGAGCAGCUGGUGCAGUUGGACACAGCGAAACGGAAUCUGAAGCAGCUGACACGUCUUCUGGAUGCCCGACAGAUUUUUGAUUCGGAGGAUGGGCAGUCAGAGAAGCUCAAGGAUCGGGCGAUCGAUGAUUCGUUGCUCCCGACGCUGGUGGCGAUUGGCGAGAAUUUGAAGAUUAUUAAGGAGAAAAUUUUUGAAAUUUUUAAGCUUGGCGCCAAGCCAAAAUUCGACACCGAGGCUUAUCACAAAACCAAGGAUCGAUACCUGGCUUGGAAAGGAACGGAAUUUGCUGUCAAAUUUGAUACCGCUGGUGGCCUAGAUGACAUUUUUGAAGCGUUUACCACGUUGAAUUCGGUCAAUGGUAAGACAUCCGGACAAACAGUCACAAAAAGAGGAAUUUCAGACUUUUACCGGCUUUAUCAACAUCAUUUCGACCAAUCGCUGAACACUCUUCUCACUAAGCAUUCUGGCGUUGAGGAGAAGAAAUCGCUGAAAGAAAUCGGAAGUUUGUUCGUUUCGAGAGCCGCUGAGCACUUUAGAACGCAUAUUGGAUCCCUCUGCAAGUACUGUGACGAGUCUGAAGCCUUUACACGUCUUCUGGACGCCUGGAAGAAUUUCGUUAAAAAUGGAGCGUUGGAAGCGAUUUUUGAGCAAUCUAUGACUAAUUAUACUGAUUACGACUUGUUAUCAGACUUGAAAGCGAUCGUUAGCAAGGCCUAUGAGGAGUUUGACGCAGCCAACCACACCGCAUCAGAAGGCGUUGCAGAUGAUGAGGAAUGCAUUGAGAAUAUCGAGAGAAUCAUUGUCGAUGGGCUUCUGGAGAGCGCCAAAAAGCCGUUGGGCGAGAAGUUGAAGAGUAUGGUUGAGCCGCCGCCCUUGAAUUUUAGAUCCGUCGCCGAAGUGUCCACAAGCCUCGAGAACUUUGCCUAUCUGCUCCGUGAAAUCUCCCAUCAACUUCUAGAAAUCUACUCUGACGAUGACGGUCGUGAAUACAUGAUAUCUAUCCUAAAACCGAUUUUCACGGACUACACGAUGCGUUUGGGACGAAUGGAGGAUCAUUCGGCACAGAAAACGAAGCUCGAGGAGUAUUUGGAGCGGAUUUCGCUGUCUGGACAGUUGGCGGGGAUUGUGGAUGAGUAUAAGGAGCAGACGGAUGAGAAGGCGGGGCAGGAGCUGAAACAGGCGAAGAAAUGGAUGAAUGAGAGGGUGAAAGACGCUAUUCGAGCCAGUCAUCGAUUUGUGACGGAUAAAAUGCCGAAUCAUGGGAGCGAAGUCUACAAGGAGAGCGUCGACAUGCCGAAAUCCGCGCUUCCAACGCCACAGGAUUUCGUUGUCUCGGCGACUCAAAACCUUCUCCAUCUUCUACGCUUCUGGGAAGAGGCGCUGGCCAAUGAGAGCACCAAGAUUGCGCUCACGGCACAUGUGGCGGAUAUGAAUAAAGACGUUCUCGAAGCCCCGGACGACGACACGAUUUUCGCGGCGAUUCUGGAUAAAAUCGCCGGCCACGUCGUCAAAAAACUGCUCCAAUCGAUUAACGACGUCUGGCUGACGGAUGGAAAAUCGGCGACACUUUCGAAGGGACUCGUCAAAGAAUUCCUGUGUGACGCUGAAUACCUUCAUGACGCACUUCUGGAUCUUCGUGCCGGAGUUCAUGCGAAUCUGGAUACGACGAUUGAGAAGCUCCGCGAGCAGUUGAAAACGAUGGGAUGA
This is a messenger RNA of Caenorhabditis briggsae, 1959 nucleotides long. The record is from RefSeq and is a predicted model, not a curated record. Lineage: Eukaryota; Metazoa; Nematoda; Chromadorea; Rhabditida; Rhabditidae. Bases 1 to 1959 code for a protein of 652 amino acids. The transcript is spliced from 9 exons.